AUCCCCCUCCCCAGAUCGAUGACAGCCUGGCCAGCCUGGUGAUCGCCCAGCUCCUCUUCCUACAAUCCGAGAGCAACAAGAAACCCAUCCACAUGUACAUCAACAGCCCCGGAGGCGCGGUGACGUCGGGGUUGGCCAUUUACGACACCAUGCAGUACGUGCUGAACCCCGUGUGCACGUGGUGCGUGGGGCAGGCGGCCAGCAUGGGCUCCCUGCUGCUGGCUGCGGGGCAACCAGGCAUGAGGCACGCGUUGCCCAACGCCCGCAUCAUGGUGCACCAGCCCUCGGGGGGGGCGCGGGUACGGAAUGGGGGG
This is a messenger RNA of Phasianus colchicus (ring-necked pheasant), 314 nucleotides long. NCBI's taxonomy places the organism in Eukaryota, Metazoa, Chordata, Aves, Galliformes, Phasianidae. The record is from RefSeq and is a predicted model, not a curated record.